UCAUCAUCAUCAUCAUCAUCUACCGCUAGUAUUCAAUCAAAUCCAUCAUCAUCAUCAUCAUCUGAACAUGUUGAAUCUCAAUCAAGUGAAAUUCUUCAUGUUCCAAAACGUGACAUUUCAUCACCAUCAUCACCAUCAUCAACAGUGACAACAAAAACAGAUUUUUUCAAUCAUCCAAUCAUCAUUGGUGGUAAACGUAAAAAACGUUUUCAAUCAUCAUUGUCAUCAACAGUGGACACAUCAAAAUUAUUAUCAGCAGCUGUUUAUGAUUCAAGUGGUACAUCAUCGUCAUUGUCAUCAAAAACAACAACAACAACAAUCAACAAAUCUUUAUUUGUAAAUAAUCAAAAUGUUGAUUCAUCAUCAUCCACAUCGUCGUCGUCAUCGUCGUCAUCGAUUCGUGAAACGGCCUAUGUUUGUGAAGAUGGCCAACUGGAAUUGUCAUGUCAACAUGGUAAACAUAUCGAUGUGUUACGAGCCAAUUUUGGCCGUUUCAGCAUAACACUUUGUAAUCCAAGUGGCUUUCUUGAUUGGAGUGUCAAUUGUGCUUCCGGCAAUUCAAUAUUGCCAAUACUAACCAAAAGAUGCGCAAAUCAGAAUCAAUGCUCAAUACAGGCAUCAAGUUCAAUAUUUGGCGAUCCAUGUCCUGGUACAACGAAAUAUCUUGAAGUACAUUAUAGAUGCAUUUCAGAAAUUGAACGUAUCGAAUCGAAUCGUAUAAAUUCAAAUAAAUCUGUAUCAACGACAAUUAUUGGCAAUAAUAAUAAUAAUUCAGCGAAUGGUUUAGUAUUGCCAUCAGAUUUAUAUUUUAUGAGAAAGAUUAGUGAUAAUGAUAAUGAUUCAAAUCAUUCUUCCAUGAUGACAAUGGCAACAAUAUUGCCAUUGAAUAAUAAUAAUCAAGAUUAUUUUGUUCGUAAUCAUCAAAAUCAUCCACGAAUUAUUACUAAUGAAAAUAUACAACAACAACAACAACAACAACAACAAAAUAUUCAUCAUCAAAGCCUAGUUCCUGUGCCUACAACAACAACAACAACACCGAUAACAACAACAAUAACAACAACAAAUCAUCAAUCUUUAGAUGAAGAAACAAUGAGCUUUCAAAAUAAAAUUGAAAUUCAUAAUACAAUAAAAAAUAAAUCUGCCUCUAAAAAUGAAAUCAAUAUUCCCAUUGGUAAUAUGGAUACAUCAUCAUCAUCAUCAUCAUUGUCAUCAACAUGCGAUCCAAUAAUUUAUCGAGAUAUUCAAUGGCCACCAACACCGUCCGGUACAAUUGCUAUCCGGUCAUGUCCACAUGAUACUUCGGGAUUGGCACAAUGGAGAUGUGGAAACAACAACAAAAUCAAUGGAAAUGGUCAUUUUUCAAAUUCUAAACCACCACAGCCACCACAACCACCACUACCGUUAUUGAUGAUGUCAAUGUCAACAUCGUCUAAACAAUCAAAAGCACCAUUAUCAAUAGGACCGGCUAGAAUCCCUAUAACCACAACCAAUAAUGGUAGUCAACAACAGAAUGGCCACCACCUUUUUCAUAAUAAUAAUCGAGCUUCAUGGAUACAAUUGCCUGAUCUUUCACAAUGUCAUUCUCGUUGGCUUCUUCAGCUAAAUUCUAUUCAAAAUAUAAAUUACAACUAUCGCAACGAUAUUUGGCAUUCAAUAUUGGCCAAUAUGCAACAUUCACCAUUAUAUGGUGGUGAUAUUAAUCAAUUGAUUAUAUUGCUUGAAAAUUGGUCUCUACGUUAUUUUCAUUUGGCUGUGGAUGGAAAUCGUUUUAAAAAUUUUUCAAAUCAAAUCACUGGAUUAGAUACCAUUUUCGAGAUCAUAUCUGAACUAUUGAACCGAAAUCAUUUGGCAAGCUGGCUAGAUUUACCUGAUAUAAAACGUGAAACGGCUGCAUUGAAUUUGAUGGAUAUUACAAUGAAAUAUUCAACAUUAUAUUGUUUAAAUUAUCGAUCAAAAAAUACGGUAGUAGCAGUUACAGCAUCAACAACAACAACAACAACAACAACGACAACUUCAACAGAUUCAAAAGAAACGAUUAAACAAUCACAAUAUCUAAUCAUGUCGUGUUUUUCAAUUUCCAAGUUGAUACAUGAAUUUCAAUUAAAUUGGAAUAAACUUAGUGAACAGUUACAACAAAGCCAAAUGAAUGUUAGUGAAUUUAAAUACGAGCUAUUGUCAUUACCAUCGACAUCGACAUCGACAACAAUGGAUGAUAAUAAAAUCAAAGUCUUUUUAAUAUUGAACAAUGUAGAAGAACAAUCCAAUAUUAUACUCACUGAAAACAUUUAUUUUUCAAUGUUGAUUCCAAUCAAUCUGGAAAACUAUUUUCAAUUAUCCAAUAUGGAUAUUUUUACAAACAAUGACCAUAAUGGUGAUGAUAAUAAUGGUCAUCAUGAUCAAAUGGCUGAAUCAUUUUUAAAUUUAAUACAAAUUGAAUCAACUGAAUCAUUGUUCAAUCAUUAUAAUAAUGAUCAUGAUGAUGGCGAUGUAGGCGAUAAUUUUAUUGUUGUUCAUCAUCAUCAUCAUCAUCAAUGUGUUCAUUGGGAUGAAACGGUCAAUCAUUGGUCCAAUGAACAUUGUACAUUAUUAGAAACAAAUGCAACCCAUUCUAUUUGUCGUUGUAGACCGGCUGGUUUAUCCAUAUGUACAAUAUUGGCUAUUGGUGUACAGAAUCCUCAUCAUCAUCAACAACGGCAACAGCAACAACAAUCAACUUAUAAUUUGACCAGUUUGGAAUUACCACCAGAAGUUGAUAAUGAAAAUAAUCAAAUGUCAAAUGAAUUGAUUCUGGCCAAACAUAGUGGAAUAUUAUCAUUAACAUUAAUCAUUUACAUAUGGAUUGCAUUAUUAUUAAUCAGAUAUCAUCAUGAAAAUUAUUUCAAUCAAUCCAAUUUCAUUACAUUAUUAUUAAUCUGUAUUGUACGUACAAUGAUUGAAUUGAGUUCGACAUUCAAUAUAUUCGGCAUGUUCAUCACAACAACAACAGCAGCCAAUAAUGAUAGAAAUUGGUGGAUGAAUAAUACAAAAUGGUGGUGCCAUUCACGAAUGUUUAUCAUCAUUUAUCAAUUACAAAUAAUUUGUUCACUAUUCACCGUAUUUUUAUUUCAAAAUGUGAUCAUAUUAUUAUUGGCAAACAAAAUUUAUUUGACAAAAAAUUAUUACAACAUUUUACAAUCGUUAAAACAAUCAAAACAAUUACAAUUAUUGAUCACCAUAUUGUUUCCAUUGAUACAUCAAUUUGUUAUAUUUAUAUUUGUCAAAAAUUUUCAUACAAAUUGUUGGCCAAUUUUUAAUUCCAUUGUGACAGCAUUUUUUGUUACAUCAUCAAUAUUACAGAUAACAUUGAUUCUUACCUCCGGUGUGAUUUAUUUACAUUGUUCACAACGUGUCUUUUCUGAAUAUGAUUAUCCAACCAAUAUGCAAUUUGCAAAUUUACAGCAAACUAAAAAUAAUAAUAAUAAUAAUAAUACUGCAUGUUUAAUGGAAAAACAUGUUAAAGAAUUAUUCUUUAGCAGAUGCAAACAUGUAACAAUUUGGAUCAUCGCUAUUGUGAUAUAUCUAAUCUGUGUCGUUGGAUGUCUCUGUUGUUCAUUAUAUUAUCGUCAUACAUCAUAUGCAAUGAUUGGAAUUGACAUUUCCAUUUCGUUGACAUUCGUUCUAUUCGCAAGAGUCAAAUAUCUAUUUAAUUUGAUUGUAAAAUGUAGCCAUUGUCGUGGUGGUGUUGGUGGUGGUGGUGGUAGCCAUCGAUCAUCGAAAAAUAUUGAUCAUCAUCAUCAUAAUCAUUGUUAUAAUAAUAACAGUAAUAAUAUACAUCAUAUGAUUAACAAUCCUAUUGGCCAAAUAGAAUCAGCAUCAUCAUCAAUAGAUUCAAAACAAACUCGUGAUAAUUCUAUCAGUAUAUUAUCGGAUACAAGUAAAACUUUUCUUACAUUACCAUCAUCAAAUGGUGGUCAAAUGUCAUCAUCAUUGGGAUCACCAAAAAUCUAUCCAACUACAAAUACUAUACAUCAAUCAUCAUGUAUUUAUGGUGAUGGUUUCACCAAUGUUAUCGUAACAAGCCCAGGCCGUACAAUAACAACAGCAACAGCAACAACAACAAUGAACAAUACAAAUCCAUCAUCUCAUCUAUAUGAAUCUCCAUCACAUCUAUACAAUUACGAAUAUGAACGACGUUUCCAUCAUAUUGGUGGUGGUAGCCAUAAAAAUGGCAAAAAUAUUUCAUCUCCAACAACAACAAUGCAAAACAUAUAUAAUACGACUACGAUAUCCGCUACAAAUCAUCAUAAUCAUCAUCAUCAUCAUCAGAGACAUUUUUAUCCGCUCGAUGGAAUCAUACGACCAUUGCCAUGUCAUACUAAUUCAACGAAUAAUCAUCAACGACAUUCAGCAGCCAUUCGUGAUUCCAACAUGAGUCUCAAUCGUAUACGAUCACAUUUUGUUGCAUCACACCUUCAACAACAUGGACCAUCAUCAACAACUAAUAAUCGAGCCUAUUCAUUUGAUCGACCAAAUUUUUCUUGAAUUAAUGAAUGAUGAAUUGAAAUAAAUAAAAUAAAAUAAAAAAAUGUUACAAUCUGUA
Messenger RNA from Dermatophagoides farinae (American house dust mite), 4579 nucleotides. The record is from RefSeq and is a predicted model, not a curated record. Lineage: Eukaryota; Metazoa; Arthropoda; Arachnida; Sarcoptiformes; Pyroglyphidae.